Messenger RNA from Cheilinus undulatus (humphead wrasse), 720 nucleotides. Its product is annotated as galactose-specific lectin nattectin-like. Lineage: Eukaryota; Metazoa; Chordata; Actinopteri; Labriformes; Labridae. The record is from RefSeq and is a predicted model, not a curated record. Gene Ontology annotation, molecular function: signaling receptor activity. Bases 49 to 603 code for a protein of 184 amino acids. The transcript has 7 exons.
GUGAGUUCCAGCUUCUAUCAGACCCACUAAACACCUGCUACCAGCAUCAUGAUUGUCUUCAGCUUCAUCAGCAUACUGUUGCUCGCAGCAACACAUUUGUCCAUAGAAGCAUUUUCUGCAGAAACACCUAGAAGAUCUGAAGGCAAAGACAGUGCUGAACGUCAGAGAAAUGGAUACUGCCUUAUGUGCCCUCCUGAUUGGAUCCAGUUUGAAAGAAACUGUUACAAGUUCAACUUCAGCAGGCUGGACUGGGCUGAUUCAGAGCGCGCUUGCACUGGUAUUGGUGCAAACCUGGCUUCGGUCCAUACCAAAGAAGAAUACGACUUCCUCAGAGACACCAUUCACCAAGUGACUGGCCAGCAUACUACAGCUUGGCUUGGAGGAUAUGAUGCAACAAAGGAGGGUGUGUGGCUGUGGAGUGAUGGUUCCCAUUUUGACUUCAGAUACUGGGGUCCAGGGGAGCCCAACAACGUUGAAAAGGGAACAGAGCACUGCAUGCAGAUGAACUUUAGAGGACUCAAUUAUGUCAACGAUAUCCCCUGUAAUUUCCUGUUAGCUUCCAUUUGCAAGAAGCGCAUGGAACAGUGCGUGUGCUUUCGCUGACGACAUGAGGAUGAUAUUUCCACCAGUCUGUCGCCUGUACCAGAAUGUAAAACCUCAACGAUACUGCUGAUAUCAGACUGAAUGGCAACUCUGAUUAAAUGUAUGUUCAAUCAAAAA